Caenorhabditis auriculariae is the source of this 2367-nucleotide messenger RNA. The record is from the annotation of a GenBank genome assembly. NCBI's taxonomy places the organism in Eukaryota, Metazoa, Nematoda, Chromadorea, Rhabditida, Rhabditidae.
AUGCGAAAUUGUAGGUGGCUCCGACAGCAUCCGACAGUACUGACGCUCCCUUGGAAGCCGACGAUCAAACGUUCGGAAAGAUCCAACGCCAUCGACGUCUUGUGUUCUGGAGUUCUAGGAAAUGAGGUUUGAGAGAAAAAAAACCGCGAAAUAACAGCAAAAAAUGAUUUUCAAAAUACAGUUUCUGCGCUACGAGUACGAGUAAAUAUAUGCGAAAACACAGUUUAAAACAUUUAAAAAAAAAAUGAAGAAAAUGAGCGGAAAAGGUCCGCGGAUAAAGAAGGCGUAGAUGUUCCAGUCCAAAACGAUAGCUUCGAGAGAAAGCAGUCAUAAAGUUGUCUUGGAACGCGCUCCACUGAUAAUCAAAAACUCAGUUAUCCAUGGAGCGUACUUGAGUUUUUGAGCCUUUUUUCAGCGGCUCAAUUUCCACUACACAAGUUACCGUUCUUCUACGAUUUUUUCUACUCUCUAACUUGUGAAUUUUUUCAGAUUCCACUCGAACAGUGGCAAGAGUACUUCACGAUUCCUGUGCCUCCGUUCUCCCAGGUAAUUUCUCGUUUUUCUGCUUUCAAAUAAGAGAAAAUCAUCUCGAAGAAGCUAUUUGCAUCAACCGACCGCCUGCGGCAAAAUUCUCCAAAUUUAUUACUCAUCUAUUUUGAAGCGCUCACGUUUUUCAAGAGAGCAAAGAUGGAUUUCGCCAGUUUUUUUUUUUCUAAAAAUAAAAAUCAUUUCUCAACAUCCUGACAAGUGGUUCCGCCAUAUUUUUUUGUACUGAAAAUCCCCCGGAAGGAAUCUGAACCCAAUGACGUCAGAACGAUCCAUCAUUUCUGAGCUCGGGAUUAUGCGGCGGGAAAGACUUUUUUUUCGCCGCUGGACCUCUAUUUUUUCGGGUUUGAAAAGAAUGACGGGGAACCAGAAUAGACACGAGUCACGAACGUCAUACUUGAAGAAACUCUAAAAUUCCCCCAAAAUGGCCCAAGAAAGGCCUUUGUUCCAUGCUUUUCAACGUGAGAAGUUGGAAAAAAUUGCUCCGAAAAUAGAGAUUCUGAAGAAUGCUGAAAAAUAGAAUUCAGGAGUAGAAUGUAUUCGAAGGGAAAUUUUUUUCUUACCAUUCUGGUUAGCUAAAAAGGCCACUUGAUUUAAAAAUUUUUUUGAUUUUUAUGAUCUGGAAACUAGAAUGAUAAGAUAAAUGAACGUUUGUCCAGAUAAGAGUAAGUAAAAAACUUCCGCAUUGAAAUUAUAUGGGUCAUGUUCUGAAUAUGCAAUCGAACUCUAGUAAAUAAAAUUUUGAGGUUUUCCCUGAAAUGAAACGCAGCAAAUUCUCGUUUUGAAAAAUUUUAGAAACAAAGGAAAAUCAACAAAACAACCAUUCAUUAAUUUCCUAACCGAAAAAGUUCAGGAAGAGCGCAAAAGUUGGCUUCAAAAACAAACGGGUGUCGUCAUGAGUUCUGACGCGUUUUUGCCGUUCCGCGACAACAUCGACUGUGCCAAACAGGUGAGAAUCAAGUACUGAAUAGGAAGGAGCCAAUCAGGCACAAGCUUCUUCUGCGUUAAAAAAUGUUAUCAACUCGAUUGGAAAAUUCUGUGAAGCCAACCAAACUCCUUAACCCGAGAAUUUUCAGAUUAUAAUCCAUAGAAAUCAUAAUUUGAUCACUUUUUUGAAUCAUUGAGUCAAGUUUGAAAUUUAUAAUAGAGACAUGAGUCCGGAUAUCUUCCAAGAAUAAUAUAACUUUGAAAAUUUUCAAGGUUUUGAACCUAUUUUUCUCCCAGAUCAGCUUUUUCUGAAUUUCGUUUCCUAGGCAACAUUCGCCAUGAACUGAAAAGUCGGUCAUCUCUGAGCUCUCUCCUUUCUAUCCGCUAUUUCAUGUUUCUAAGACCUAGGCGUUGAGAUAAGAUGAGAGCGCAGACAGAUCAGAAAGUUUAGUUAUGAAGUCGGCAAAAAAUUCUACAAUCUUUUUGGAAGCCAAUCCCUGGACUGAUUGAGCUCUGUACAAUCUGGUCUCGCGACAGGAAAAGGCGGAACUUCUCUGCGACCCUCUCGCUUUGAAGUGCUAUUUUUGUUUCUCUGACCUCGCCGGUGAGGGAACAGAGAGACGCAGACACUCAAAACAUUUUUAGUCAUGGCGAAUAAACUAUAGAAGAGCAGGAAGCUACCGCAAAGCUUCUAGCUGUUUCAUAGCCAUUCUUGACGAGCUUAGAAUGCAGGGAACACUGUAGCUGGAGGCCGAAGACCGUGCUAUUUUUCAGUUCGGCGUCAAGUUCGUGGCGCACCCCGGAGGUUCGGUGCGAGACCAGGAGAUCAUCGACGCCUGCGACGAGCACGACAUGACGCUGAUCCACACCGGUCUCCGACUCUUCCACCACUGA